GCUUUUAUUUAUAGUUGUAUUUUUGUUUGCUAAAAUAACAUUAAAAAAUGAAAAUGGUAGUAAAUUGAACAUUGCUUUUUAUUUUUAAUUAAAAUAAUAUUAAAUUUUAGUAUUUUAGCGUUUGGGAGAUUUAGUUUAGCGUUUGAGAGAUUUAGCGCUCUUAGGAUGUGUUAAGUAGGUUAUGUUUUGAUUACCGCCAAAGACAACAAUAAUGAACGAAGAAGACGGUUUUGAUUUAUCCCAAAAAGCCCGCAGUUUAACAACAAAGAUAAGUUCUUUUAAAAAUUGUAAGGAACCAGGACUCAUUCUCGAACACGUUAAAGAAGCAAUUGAAGAUUUAGUUCUUUGUACGAUUUCAGAAGCAGAAGAUAUCUUAAAACAUGUGGCACCAGUUAUAAGAGAGACAGUACAAGAGAUUUAUGCAAAAAACAAUUUGCUCGUAGAGUCAAAUGAUGAGCAUGUUCUGGACGCAAUCAAGUCUAAUAUUCAGGUGGCGUUACAUUUUAUUGAUAUUUGCUACCAAGUUCUGGACCACGUAACGAAGUAUAACACUAUUAAUUUUAAAGAGAUUUCAAGUCUUCCUACAAAUAUAGCUCAAAUAAUAAGUUCAACAUUUGGUCAUUGCAAAUACAGUCAGGCCACAUAUAGUGCUUUUUACAAGUGUGUAAGCGAAAUUGUGGACGUGUUUAGGAAAACCCAGGAGCUACAUACCAAAUUUUUAAAUUUUUUAGAUCGUCAUCUGACUUUCGAUUUUUUAAACGAAAACGAUGUUUCAGCGUACACAGAGAUUUUAGACGUCAUUCUCGAAAUCAGCAAAACUCUACUAGGGGUUAAUAUGAAAUCAAUGUCAGAUAAUUGGAAGACUUUUGUAGUUUUGGCACAAAGACACACAAAAAAUGUAUCACCCGCUAUCCAAUUACUGACUGGGGAAAUUGAUAACAAUUUGAAAAUCAUUUCAGAAUUGGAAAUUGGUGACUCGAAUAAGGCAAUUCAGCUUUUCAAAAUCACUGGAUUUUUGGUUAAAGUCGUUUUGAAGUUGUUCGAGUGCGAAUUUGAUAUUUUGGAAUGUUACGAUGAGGUUUUGAGGUUUUGGCUUAUGAUUUACAGUUGGCAUGCCUGUAAAUUCUCAGAAGAAUUUUUUGAGUCUUAUAACACGAUAGCAACAUUGUGCACAGAAUCGUUGCUAAACUUUAUACUUCAUUAUAACGUUUUUUUAAAGAAAUUUAGUACAGUUAUAGAGAAAGAGGACGUAAUCACUAAAAACAGUUUCGGCGUUCUUAUAUUUGCAACAAUUUUGAUCAAAGAGCUACACUUUCAGAAAAUUUUAGAUGAACAUGAAAUUGUUUCGCUCAUCAGCUUAAUAUUCAAUUUGACUAAAAAUUGUUUUGAGGAGUACUUUUUCGAUAAUUCGAAUUUUUACGAGGAAUUAAUUACAAGUGUUGCAAUUGCAAUUUUAUUGUUUCCUAAUGUUUAUCUAGAAUUGGAAAAACUGCUGCUGGAAUGUGUUCUACAGGAAAAAAUUUGGACAACUUUAAUUGCGACAGAUGUCUGGUGUUUAGUUUUGAGACAUUCCUCUGAAGGAACAUGCCGUUCAGUUUUCCGAGUUUUAAUAAAUCAAAUGUUAGAACUUGAAUUUUAUUCUAGUACGAUUAUAGUUCAUCUUAAAGUUUUUACUCAACGCAUCUUUAAAAUGUUACCGGUGGACAUCCAAAUCGAAGAGUUGGUCAAAUAUGAUCCGAAUAAUAUUUCAGUCUGGAAAAUCAUAAGUACAAGAAAUAUUCCACUGUCUCAUAGAUAUUAUAUCGAAUUUAUUUUGAGUGAUUUGGACAAGACGUCUCAAAUGAAUAAAGAGUAUUAUUCGGUCAAUGAUUUUAUGUUUUUGAUGGAAACACUUGAUGUUGUUUCUUAUACAAACUUCCAUCUUCUUGAGAUAAAUGCAGAAAGAUUGGUUCCGAUGUUAAUGAAAUUGUGGUCUUUUGAUUUGUCUGAGGUUUCACCUGGAAAUAAAUCUCUCAGUUUUUUUAUCCAAAAAUUAUUAAAAAUAACUACAGUAGUAGGUGAAGAAUUAACUGUGGAAAAUUUAAUUUUGAUAUUAAACCAUUUAAAACCGGCAGUAAACGAUUUCCUUGUUCAACUACUUAUCUGUGAUUUUCUACGGUCGAUUUCUGGUCGAAAUUUUAAUAGCUCCCUUAAAAAAGUCUCACUUUUUUCGUUAAUAAUAGACGUAUUUCUCACACUUGUUGGAAGUAAAAAUGCUGUCGUUGUUCAAACAGCGUUGGAGUGUUUUACUGAAUUCUCUAAUAAGGAAAAUUACGGAUGUGUGAUACAAAAGGUGUCCACAAGUUCAGAAUUUGUGAAAAAAUUGGUCAAUGAUUAUGUGCAAAGAAGUUCUGUGAAUAAGUAUGAUUUGAAGUACUUUCAACGUAUUCGUAAUAAUAAUAACAUAUUUCGACACCAUGGUUUUUGUCUCGACACCUUUGAAGAACCAAGUUGUAAAAAAAUUAAACUUGAAAGUGACCUUAUUAUCGAAUGUUUGAAAAAUGAUACGGAAAAGUUGAUCAAAAUGCAGUUAAAUUCGACGCAAAUGACUGAAAUUAGAAGGGUUGAACAAAAGUUGCAAACGUUACUUAAAUGAUUUUGUGUUUAUUUCUGUGCUUAAUAAAGUCUUAUUACUACACAA
This is a messenger RNA of Tribolium castaneum (red flour beetle), 2680 nucleotides long. Its product is annotated as FIGNL1-interacting regulator of recombination and mitosis. Bases 212 to 2635 code for a protein of 807 amino acids. The record is from RefSeq and is a predicted model, not a curated record. The transcript is spliced from 12 exons. Lineage: Eukaryota; Metazoa; Arthropoda; Insecta; Coleoptera; Tenebrionidae.